UGCGGCCCGUUCGGCUCGGCCCGGCCCGGCCCUGCCGGGCGGCCCCGCCGCCAGUCUGCCGGCGCUGCGGAGCGGAGGAGCGGCCAUGGCGGCGGCACCGGCGGAGGCGGAGACCCGGCAGCGACUGCUGCGCACCGUCAAGAAGGAGGUGAAGCAGAUCAUGGAGGAGGCGGUGACGAGGAAGUUUGUACAUGAGGACAGCAGCCACAUCAUCUCCUUCUGUGCUGCUGUGGAAGCCUGUGUCUUGUACGGCUUGAAGCGGAGGGCGGCAGGAUUCCUACGCAGCAACAAGAUAGCAGCUCUGUUUAUGAAGGUGGGCAAGAGCUUUCCUCUGGCAGAAGAGCUUUGCAAGAAGGUGCAAGACCUGGAGCAGCUCAUUGAGAAUGCGCGAAAUCAAGUCCAGGGCAUCCCGGAGAAUGUGCGCAAGAUGCCGAAGCUGCCCAACCUGUCUCCUCAAGCCAUCAAGCACCUCUGGAUCCGCACAGCCCUCUUUGAGAAGGUCUUGGAUAAAAUCGUGCAUUACUUGGUAGAAAACAGCAGUAAGUACUAUGAGAAAGAAGCUCUCCUGAUGGAUCCCGUGGAUGGGCCAAUUCUUGCAUCUUUAUUGGUGGGGCCCUGUGCGCUGGAGUACACGAAGAUGAAGACGGCUGACCACUUCUGGACAGACCCCUCGGCUGACGAGCUGGUUCAGAGGCACCGGAUCCACAGCUCCCACUGUCGCCAGGACUCGCCCACCAAGCGCCCGGCGCUCUGCAUUCAGAAAAGGCAUUCGAGUGGCAGUAUGGAUGACCGGCCGUCGCUGUCUGCCAGGGACUACGUGGAGUCGCUGCACCAGAAUUCCCGAGCCACGCUCCUCUACGGCAAGAACAACGUCCUGGUGCAGCCACGAGACGACAUGGAGGCAAUCCCGGGAUAUCUGUCCCUUCACCAGACUGCCGACAUCAUGGCGCUGAAGUGGACUCCCAACCAGCUGAUGAACGGCUCCGUGGGGGAUCUGGACUAUGAGAAGAGCGUGUACUGGGACUAUGCCAUGACUAUUCGCCUGGAGGAGAUAGUCUAUUUGCACUGUCACCAGCAAGUAGACAGCGGUGGAACGGUUGUCUUGGUGAGCCAGGAUGGGAUUCAGAGGCCCCCGCUGCGCUUCCCCAGAGGAGGGCACUUACUGCAGUUCCUGUCCUGCCUGGAGAACGGCCUCCUGCCCCACGGGCAGCUGGAUCCACCCCUCUGGUCGCAGCGGGGAAAGGGGAAGGUGUUUCCCAAGCUGAGGAAGCGAAGUCCCCAGGGCUCCUCCGAGUCUGCGUCCGACAAGGAAGAUGACGAAGCCACAGAUUACGUUUUCAGAAUAAUCUACCCAGGGACGCAGUCUGAAUUCGUUACCAUUAAUGGUAAUUUUCAUCCAUUCCUUCCGUCUGUGAUCUCCAUCACUGCUGUGAGAGGGAAGAUCGCGAGGACUCCAGCUGCAAGCAAGAUAGUGGUGAUCCCUAAAUGGUUUAUGAGCCUCCCCAUCACGUCCCGACCUCCCCUUGCUGCUCUGGGGGCCACUCGGCAUCAGUUGCCCCAGGACCUGAUGGACACGUCAGGUGCUGGCCUGCCUCCCAUGUGGCAGCCCAGCACCCGCAAGUCCUCCUGCUCCUCCUGCUCUCAGAGUGGCUCCUCCGACGGUGGGCCAUCCAACGGCUGCAGCCAUGAAAGAGCUCCGCUGAAGCUCCUGUGUGACAAUAUGAAGUACCAGAUCCUCUCCCGGGCCUUCUAUGGCUGGCUGGCCUAUUGCAGACACCUCUCCACGGUGCGAACCCACCUAUCUGCGCUGGUUAACCACAACAUUGUGUCUCCUGACGUGCCCUGCAACGCCAGCUCGGGACUGACCGUGGACAUAUGGCAGAGAUACCUGCAGGAUAGCACGACUUACGAGGACCGGGAGCUGCUGCGGCUGAUCUACUAUGGCGGGAUCCAGCACGAGAUCAGGAAGGCGGUCUGGCCCUUCCUUUUGGGCCAUUAUCAGUUUGGGAUGACGGAGGCAGAAAGGAAAGAGGCUGAUGACCAGAUCCGUACCUGCUACGAGCACACCAUGGCCGAGUGGCUGGGCUGCGAGGCCAUUGUCCGGCAGCGGGAGAAGGAGUCGCACGCGGCAGCUCUGGCCAAAUGUUCCUCCGGGGCCAGUCUGGAUUCCCACAUUCAGAGGAUGAUGCACAGGGACUCGACGAUCAGCAAUGAGUCUUCUCAGAGCUGCAGCUCUGGCCGACAGAAUCACGCCCGGCUGCAGAGCGACUCCAGCUCCAGCACGCAGGUGUUUGAAUCUGUUGAUGAAGUGGAACAGACCGAAGCAGAUGCUCAGCUGGAAGACGGCAAACCCAGCAAGAUGCCUAACGGGACGGUUCCCAACGGCACGUGUUCCCCUGAUUCCGGCCACCCCUCUUCCCAGAACUUCUCCAUCGCAUCGGGAUUUUCAGAGCGCAGCUUUAGCAAUGAAGACAGCGCCCUGGAAACCAACAAAUCCUCGGCCAGCUCUCAGGGAAAGGCCGGUGGGUCCGACAUGCCGGCCCCACAGGACCCGGACGGUGCCCAGCGAGAGGAGAAGCUGCAGGGCCAGGACACCCUGGAAGGCGAAUUUCCCACCGGUGGAAGCGUGGACUUUGUGGCCCCCGUGGGUGAGAGGUCGGCAGAGGUCCUGCGUGAUCGUGACACAGUGGCCCUGACUGUGGUAGAGAGCUGGGCAGACAGCGAAGCUGAAAAGCAAAGCUUGGUGGAGAGCGAAGGUAACCUCUCUGAGGAGCCGGAGAUGGAGAGUUUGUACCCGCAGCUGGAUUCUCUGGCUGUAGCUGAUCUGGCCAACAGCGAAGCAUCUGCCAUCUCCUCCACGGGUGUCACCUACUCUCCAGAGCUACUGGACAUGUACACGGUGAACCUGCACCGCAUUGAGAAGGACGUGCAGCGAUGUGACCGCAACUACUGGUACUUCACCCCUGCCAACCUGGAGAAACUCCGCAACAUCAUGUGCAGCUACAUCUGGCAGCACAUUGAGAUCGGCUACGUGCAGGGGAUGUGUGAUCUGCUAGCCCCUCUCCUGGUCAUCUUGGAUGAUGAGGCUCUGGCUUUCAGCUGUUUCACCGAGCUUAUGAAGAGGAUGAAUCAGAACUUCCCCCACGGAGGAGCCAUGGACACCCACUUUGCCAACAUGAGAUCUCUGAUCCAGAUCCUGGACUCUGAGCUCUUUGAGCUGAUGCACCAGAAUGGUGAUUACACUCAUUUCUACUUCUGCUACCGAUGGUUUCUCCUGGACUUCAAGAGAGAGCUGGUGUAUGAUGACGUCUUCGCCGUCUGGGAGACCAUCUGGGCAGCUGCACACGUUUCCUCUGCACACUAUGUCCUCUUCAUUGCUCUGGCUUUGGUGGAAAUGUACCGGGACAUAAUCUUGGAGAACAACAUGGAUUUUACAGACAUCAUCAAGUUUUUCAACGAAAUGGCUGAGCGGCACAACACCAAGCAGAUCCUGAAGCUGGCUCGGGACCUUGUCUAUAAAGUCCAGACUCUGAUCGAGAACAAAUGAAGGACACGGGGAAGACGAGGCAUCCAGACAAAGAGCCGGGACUCCCCUUCAAUGCUUCCUCCCCUUCUCCUUCUUCUCGAAGUGCCACACCUGUGGAAAUAAGGUAGUUGGACGCAUGCCGCUGUCUAAACUGGAAGUACCCUUAGCUCUCCAAGUGCUGUGUUCAGUGUUAGGUCCGGGGGCCCCGGCUCAGAUCUUCGCGGCCUUCUUCAGUGACUUAACCAAAGAUCUGUACAGCUGCGUUUUAUCGCUAAGGACUUGCUUUGGAAGCAGGACCCGGGCGGUCGCUUCCCCGCCUUGCUGCAGCAGAAGGGCAGCAAGUGUGGUUACCACCACAACUGCCGAGGCCGUUGCCAGCAUCCCAGGUCAGAGCUCGGGGUCUGGGAGAGCAAGAGCUGCCAGUCCUCCCCGGGGCCAACUCGGGCUGCGCAGCCUUUGUUGCGAGGAAAUAAAGCUCCUUCCUUGGCCAGCCGUUCCCCUGUGGCCCGGGGAAACCAGCCAGCCCCGCAAGCCUGGACAAGACGGAUGCUGCCAGCACUCAGUUUCUUACUGACAUGAGGUUCUGCCAGUAAGAGAGGGACUUUGAUCACAGAAAUUCCUCUUCUUUUGAUCUUGUCCCUUGAUGCAUAGCAUCCCCCUCUAGUAUUUUUUUGCAGGGCUCUGUCCUCUCCCUGGGAUUUUUAUGUUGUUUGUCACUACGAUAGCUGAGCACACGAGAGUUUCAUCUCUGGCUGGAUUUUCAGAAGAGCUCUGAAUUCAGCAGUGGGUUUUUCUUUCAAAAUCCAGCCUCCGUAAUGCUCUCUGAACACUGGAAAAUCUGGUCUGAACCUCCUCUGGGAACUCUAGACUUGAGGUUUUCUUACCUGCCUUACUCUAGCUGCUUGUGGUAGGAGUCUGGUCUCCCUGUUGUUCCCCUGUUGGGGGAGAGCUCCUCAGAAGGCAAGUCAGAGCUCCUGACUUCGGUGGCUGUCCUGACUUUCCCUCUGAAGGUGCCUGUCUCUUCCUCGGUUAAUUAAAAGACCAGCUGCUCAAAGCCAGCCAGUGCAAACGAUCCCCUUGGUGCCUGCAGAUUUUCUGUGUGCUUCUGGGGCUGGCUGCAAAAGCCCCCGAAGUCCACUGAAAGUCUCCAGCUAGGUCUUGGUGGGCUUCUUUCGCAUGCCUGUGAAGAGGAAAAGCGCCCAAGGUCCCCGAGUGGUCUUUGCUUUUGGAAGAUGCACUUCUGUGGCCGCUGUUCCCUGCGGUGGCUCUCCAGCCUGGCAGCCCCUGGAGCGCGCUGCAUGAAGUGCCUCUCCAGCGCCGCUGGCCUGAGCGCUGAGCUGCUGCGUCACGCUAAGGCUGCGCUACGGAGGGUUUGGAUUCAUUUUUCAACUCAGGUAAAAACAAUAAAGGAAAAGGAGAGGCGUAGGUUGUCGGUAGGUCUAGUUCAGCCGGGGAGGGCUUUGUCGUGGCCACAGAAGGCUGCUGUGAAUGUGUGCUUUCAGCAGCAGGGAAGAUGCUGGGUUGUAGCUCUCUGUGAGGGUAUUUUCUCUAAAGUUUUGCUGCAAAAAUUCGUGUUCCCCCUCCACGUGAUGUGUGUGUGCUCUCCUCCUCCCCUCUGCAAGAUAAGGCCCUGCUCUGCUCUUGCUGCUGGCGUGCUGCUCGCCAGAAGGGAAAAGGGGCCCUUCCCGUCUCCUGUGGAACAUGUGUCUGUGCUGACUGUGUUUCGUGUUUACUUGUGGCACAUGUCAGAUGUUGCUUGCAGAAGAAAAGGGCAGAUGUAAAUCUGCGGAAGAGAAAGCUGCUGCUUCAGAAAAGUUCUGCAGAGCGUGGCGAAGCGGUUUGAGUUUGUGAGGAAAUCGGCUGGUCUUUCGGCAGUACUGGGACGCGGAGGUUGCGGCCAGAAAAACCAGGGGACAGUAGUGUGUACUGGACCCUUGGGGAAGCGCGCUGCCGCGGGGGGUGAGAGCAAUGGGGAGCCUUUCCUUUCUCAUCAUCCCAACGAGCAAACGCGUAUCCACAAUCUAGGAAAUUCUUUGAAGCAAAUUUUCUGCGUUAAAUCUCCAAAGAGUGCUGGGUCUGUAGUAGCACAGGAAACAAAGGCAUUUGAAUUUCAAAUCUGACGGGUCGUGUGUGAAUCUCUCACCUUUCCGCAAAGCGGAGCGAGAAGCUCGUGCCCUCCCUACCAGGCUGUUCCUGUUCCCUCUGGGUCCGAGGACAGGUAACAGUCCGCCUGCGUCACCUUCUCUGAUGCUCUGUCCUCCCCUUUCCGAGGGGCAGGAACCGAUAGGUCAACUUAAAUACAGUCUUAUCAAGCAACGUUCGCUGACACGUUUAUCUUUCAAGCUUCUGUUUUUCUCUUCUUGGUUUUUAAACAAAAACAGCCAAGAAAUUCUGCACAAUAUUUGCUGUCUGUAUUAGCUGGGAGUGUCUCUGGGCCGCUCAAUAGCAGUGUUUUUUGAAUAACUUCUGGGGGGGGGGAAAAAAAGUAUUUAUUUAUUGAUUGUACAUUACUGUGUGUCCUUGUGUACUGAAGUACGUGAGUGUGUAUUGUUAUGCAAAUGGAGAUAUAUCUUUUCAAUGUUCUUUACAAUAUCUUGUAAAUGUUUACCAGAAGUUGUGUCUAUAUAUAAUAUAUAUAUAUAUACACACAGAGUAUAGAGAGAAAAUAUGUGAAUUAAGUGGAUUAUUUUUUGAGGGGGGGGGUGCGGGAGAAGAAAUCUUUUGCUUCUAAGAACUUUGUGGUUUCUAUAGCACCUAUUCCAUGAUGUGCCAAUCUGUCAGUGUCCCUGUAACUGUGAGAAUUGUUCUGGUACGGCACCAGGAAGCUCCGAGCAGAACCACCGUCCUGACCUCAGCGUGGCUUCAGUAGGUCUGACUUAAAAACUGGAAAAAGGAGGAAAAAACGUAAUUUAGAACAGCUUUGUUCCAGCUGUGGUGCUGAGAGCAGACCUGUGCUCGAGCUGUGCAGGGUUCUGUGCCUGCCCUGGGAUUAGUUUGGGUACGAACAGUUGGAGAGUUGAGGCUUGGGGGGGGGUUUGCAAAGAAAUGGGAUAAUCCAAAGAACAUGGUGUGUCAUUUAAAUAGGGACUAAAUUCGUUGUCCUUUGCAGCUGAUGGUACUGUUCUGUUAGGAAGGGAGUGUUACGUGACCCGUGCAGAGUACUUGCGGAGCUGAUCCGCUCUCCUAACUAGCGCCCAUCCAGACGAGCUCUGCCGAAGGCAGCGUGUCCCACGCACCGCUCUACUCUUAAUUCGUACAAAAGUCAGUGGAAACCAUCUGCUCCCGAACACACCCGUGAGAACCUGAGUCUGAACGUGGAGGUCCAGCUUUGUGUUCCCGUGCAGACCUGAGACAGAGGAUGUGAGCCCUUUCCAGGCCCUGCACUGGCGGACGGUGCCGUUCCCUGGCUGCCCGCCCCAAUGGCCCCUCGCCGUGCUGCCGGCAUGGGAGCGGGCAGGACAGCGGCUGCGGGAGGUCACAAAUAGGCUGCGAUAGUCCCUGCGCUCUGCCCAUCCCCAGCUCCUGUCCACGCGUGGUCCCAGCUCGGUUUUGAGAAUCUUCUCAGAAGCUGCAGCGGGAGCUGUGCUCCUGCUGGCCCCCCGGGACCGCUGCUGUCCCACCAGGUUUCUGUGCUUGUGGAGACCCGGAGCGACAUGACACCAGGACUCUGGGGCUCGAGAUCUGCUCGACGGUUAAAAGCUACUAAAGGAUUUUUGUUGUCCAGCUGUUCAUAGGCCUUCUCCUGCCUCAGCCUCUCCUGCCCGGCGCUGCCCCUCCGCAGGGCUGCCCUGAGGUGACGGCCUUAUUCUGGGUUUCCAACAGCGAGAAUCCCCGUGGCACGGAUCUCUCCCGGCUCUGCAGCCGGAGAGUCGCCUCUUUACCAUGGAGGGAGAAGCCCGUCGCAGGGGAAUGCGUGCCCAUAUACAGUCAUCUUCUCUGGCUCCUUGGGGGAGAGGAAUGUCUCAUCCCAGCAGCUCUGUGCAGCUGAAAUCCACCCCGAGCAAUGGCACUACAAGCUGGGGACUAUCUUUAGCCCGCUGUUGUUCGCUCUGCGGGACCAGGGACUCGAGCUGCUCUGCCCUCAGACUCGAGACUGCUGCAUCCUUCCCACCGGUUCUGCAUCCCUCUCGCCCCCAGCCCGCGCUCUCUGCUCCGGGGUGCUCCGGAGCUGAGCCCGAGCGAAGGACGGGCUCCCCGGGCUGAGCUGCUCAACUCGCGUUGCCCCCCCACUGAGCAUCUGCAGAGUUUUUCCGCUUUCUCCGUUGUUAGGAGCUGCUCAGCUCGCAGAUGAUCUCGCUGUCUUUAAAUACAGUGAACGUUCGCGUCCUGGCCCCGCGUUCCCCCGAGGGAGUUCCUAAUGGAUUCUCUUCCUGCAUUUGAGCUUUCUCGUGAUGCAUCCUACCAAAUAACCCUUGAUACCCAUCUCUUCUUAGCGUUACUCAUGUAAACGCUUUAGUAGUUGUCUUUGUUCCUAAAUGUGUGAUUUUUAUAGGAGUUUGACUGUGCUGAGUCUCUGAAUUACCUUGCGAUUGACAUUCUUCAUGAAGACUGAGAGGGCUUUUUGCAUGGGAACUUCUGGCUGCCACCCUGUUGUGCUCUCAUCCAGCCUCUUGCGUGUCGAACAUCCCUUAACAAACCAGAUACAUAACCAGAGCCAGCACUGGAGAUGCAGGUGUCAGCAGCCAUCGUCACUGAGAAGCGCAAACCAGAUCAAGAGAAGUGACUAUUCUUGAUGUGGUAGCGUGGAAUGUCAGUUCUGCUGGGAACCCAUCCCUAAAUCCCACCCUGGAGACACAAGCCUUGUGGCGGGCUGGUGGCCGAGAGCACAAGAUGAGAUUCUUCUUCCUCUUUCUUCUUUAUUUAUGUGUUUGCUUAUUUUAAUCUGGCUGGCUAGUUUUCCUUUCUUUCCCCAUUUACUGCGAGCAGCUGGCUAACUCUCUGCGCUGGGGGCCACUCAGACAGUCCUCAAAAUAGGUAUGGGACCAGUUUCAGGACUGUCAUCAUGUAAGUUGGCUUUUAAAAAUAUCUUAUAUUGUCUUAAACUGCUGCUCUCUGCUGUGGCACGGCUGUUCAGCUAGUGGUAGCUCUGAGCCCGUUCAUCAAUAGGACCAAAACGAUUGUCAGUUCAUCCAAACAUCCGUCAAAUAUUUUUUCACGCUCCAUUUGGGAAUUUUGCCGAAUGCCGAGCAGUCCUGGGCACAUUUUCAGCGUUUUACUAUCACGUGAGCACAAAUUGAUAGUGAAAGAGCACAACUCGGAGAUGAAGUGACAAUUUUCUAGCCAUACGGAAGGGUUGUAACUCACCAGAACCAGUUUUCAGAAAUUCACACAAAAGUUUUCAGAUACCCUGAAGCAGAUAAAACGCCACUUACUGUUGUCUGCUGUUUCAGGCCCUUCAGGGAUCUUCACCAAAGGUCGUUAUCCUGCCCUGAAUUAAACAUAUCCUGCCCUGAAUUAUUGCCUGCCCUGAAUUAAACACGUAUCGCUGAUUAAGGCACCUGAAGUCUUUGUGGUCCCCAGUCACAUUCACCACUUUUAUGUUUCAUGGUGGCGGCGCGGGCCAAAGAUAAGGUUGUUUUGGUGCCGUAGCCAUGCAUUUCUGCAGCUUGGAGUGUUUGCAUUUCUUCUAAAUGUUGUCCGAAUCCUGAAUUUCCUGGAGAAUGUACGCUGUCGGAAUAGCCAUAGCGGUCUUUUAAUAUGUGUCUAAUUUUAGAUGAGUGAUGAGCAUAUUCAACCUUAAAUUCUCGUUCAGUAGUUUUAAUAAUUUCUUUUUUUUUUUUU
Molecule: messenger RNA, 9307 nt
Organism: Chroicocephalus ridibundus (black-headed gull)
Lineage: Eukaryota; Metazoa; Chordata; Aves; Charadriiformes; Laridae
Gene: SGSM1
Product: small G protein signaling modulator 1
Exons: 26
Coding region: 86-3547 (1153 amino acids)
Biological process (GO): activation of GTPase activity
Molecular function (GO): GTPase activator activity
Source: RefSeq, a predicted model, not a curated record